ACGGUGACGUCGUGGGGUGGGGGAAGAGGAAAGAGGAGGGGUGAUCUAACAAACAGCUGCUGCAGCUGCAAAAGGAGAGAAAGAGAAAGAUCAGGAGCAGCAGCAGUGACCUGGCCCCCGAAACAGCUUUACCAUGAACACCUACCUCUUUGUGUACGACUUAAUGCAGUUCUGUGGACAUUCCUGGAUAUUUACCAAUAUGAUCAUCAGGUUCAUGUCAUUUGGCAAAGAUUCGUUGGCAGACACAUUUUACUCCAUAGGACUUGUGAUGCGCCUUUGCCAGCUGUUAUCAGUACUGGAGAUCCUACAUAUCCUUGCUGGCAUUGAUAAAAGCCGUCUCUUCCCUCGUUUUUUGCAGAUCGCUGAGAGAAUAAUUGUAUUAUUUGUCGUCAUCAAUAGUCAGGAAGAAGUUCAAGGGAAAUAUAUUGUGUGUGUUUUAUUUUUCCUCUGGAAUUUAUUAGAUGUGGUCAGAUACACUUACAACAUGCUAGCAAGGAUGGGAAUAUACUACCUACCACUGACAUGGCUCAACUUCUCACUGUGCAUCCUGCUCUACCCCCUCUCAGUGCUGGCUAAAGCAUUUGCAAUCUGUGUAUCACUGCCCUAUUUUGAAUCCUUUGGCACAUACUCCAUCAAGCUGCCUUUUCCAUUCGCCUUCUCCAUCUACUUUCCCUAUGUUCUGAAAGUGUACUUGCUAGUGCUGUUCAUAGGUAUGUACUUCAUCAUCCAGAACCUCUUCUCAGAAAGAAAAGCUCACCUAGGGACAAGCAACAUCAAAAAGAAGCGAAGCUAAGUUGAUAUUUUGUUUGGAAAUAAGGAAUAUAUUCUCAGUGGGCUGCAGCCCAUCACAUGUAAAUACAUUAGACAAAGAUUCUAAAGGCACAGCUCUUGUUUGUAUGCACCUGAUCUGGCUGUGUGGAAUUUUCAGAAAAUGGAAGUCUCUUUAAGACAUCUCAAAAUGGAGCAGCUCAGAAUCACUAAUCACCUUUGAAAGUGUUGACGUCAGUUUUUAAAGUAAAUGUAUUUUUUCUAACCUAUAUUAGAGAACUCUGAAAAACAAAAAAUCUGAAAAAGUGCCCCCACCCUCAAUUACACUAACAAUUUUUAUUUUGGUUUUAAUUCUUGCUUCAUCAGCAACAGCUGUUCUAUAGUGGCAAUACUAUUUAAUUUAUAAGAUUAUUUUGUGCUAGGCAAACAUGUAUGUGAAUUGGAUAUGUAAACAUUAACUGGGCUAAAACUUGAAUCUCUUACAAGCAGAAGCUGGAAACUUCACAAUUUGUGAGGUUCAAAUGCAAAUUAGCCCCAUGCAUUCACAACAGAUCUAAAACAUUCUGGCCCAGUGUUCCCUUCUCCAAACAAGAUUCUAGAAAAAAAUGCAACUAAAACAUGAAAGCAAGUGAACAAGUGCUCAUCCACUACGUAUCCAAGGUAGGAUAUUUAAGGGGCAAAAUAAAAAUUAUAAUCAUGCCUGCAGCAGACAAUAAGAAUUGCUUCCCCACAAGUUUUCUCCAUGCUGAACAGAAGACAGGUAAACAGAAGCAGCAUGAUGUAGUCAGGCCAAGAUAUAUAUUGUCUUUAAAAUGGAGUUAAUGACUAUUGAAAGCUACGUGCAAACUUCUGGUCACUUUAUUCACAUGACUUGCCCCUGGGUUAUUAUCUGCAAGGGGAAUGCAACGAGAAUGCAGCCUCUUUGAGACAGAGAAUCAAGAGCAGAGACAGCAGCCCAGUGGAUUUUGUCCAGAAGAAAAUGGACUACAUGGUUUGCACAAAGAACUGCUUAGAGGUAUGCAGGAACUCAUCCCAUGUUUCAUCUACAUUGUUUAUCAUAUGCAUAUGGACUUGAAUUUAAAGCAGGGGGAAUUGAGGCUGUUCAUUUGAGCUUGACUGAAAAGUGGACUGGGGAGAGGGAAUAUACUUGUUAAUGUGAUUGUGUUCAUUUUCCUUUAUGAAGAAGCUUUUGCUUGUACAGCUUUCUCAAGCAGGAAGCUAAAAGGGUGUUCAGAUUGUUGUAAGAAGCAGUGAGGUUGUUACGAAAGAUCCCAUAUUACUACUUUUAUUUAACAUACCUGGUGGCAUUGUGCCUGCAAACUGUUAUGGCCACCAAAGUAUUUAGGAACCAUAAACAGGGUCACUGCAUGCAACAGUAUAGGGGCAACCUUGGAUUUUUUGAAAGUAGCUCAGAGGCAGGUAGGAAUAUGGAUAUUCUUAGAGAAACAAGUACUUCCACUUUGGACUUGUAAUUCAAAAUGAUUUACUGGUGACAGUGUGGAUGAAGAAAAGCAUAAAGAAGCUGAAUAGGAUGCCAGCUUCACAGAAGAGAGCCAGAACAAAAGAAGUACAUGAUCAAACCAUUGUGAACUGGUGGAAAGACGGAAGGUGGAAGACGGACAUUUUUCCCCUUCGGCAGUUCAAUCUAAUUUGUUGUAAGAUUCUGUGUAGUUAAGAUACCCUGGAUGAGGAAACACAACAUCUGAUAUCAACGACUGGUUUUUUUUUUAAAUAUAUACACUUAAAACAAUAAAGAUUCAGGAUGGGGUGCUC
This is a messenger RNA of Dromaius novaehollandiae (emu), 2541 nucleotides long. It is a transcript of the gene HACD4, whose product is annotated as 3-hydroxyacyl-CoA dehydratase 4. The coding region runs from base 134 to 793 and encodes 219 amino acids. Gene Ontology annotation, cellular component: endoplasmic reticulum membrane. The transcript is spliced from 7 exons. The record is from RefSeq and is a predicted model, not a curated record. Gene Ontology annotation, biological process: sphingolipid biosynthetic process; very long-chain fatty acid biosynthetic process; fatty acid elongation. Gene Ontology annotation, molecular function: 3-hydroxyacyl-CoA dehydratase activity. Lineage: Eukaryota; Metazoa; Chordata; Aves; Casuariiformes; Dromaiidae.